Molecule: messenger RNA, 2298 nt
Organism: Austrofundulus limnaeus
Lineage: Eukaryota; Metazoa; Chordata; Actinopteri; Cyprinodontiformes; Rivulidae
Gene: pms2
Product: PMS1 homolog 2, mismatch repair system component
Biological process (GO): mismatch repair
Cellular component (GO): MutLalpha complex
Molecular function (GO): ATP hydrolysis activity; ATP-dependent DNA damage sensor activity; ATP binding
Source: RefSeq, a predicted model, not a curated record
CACUGAAGCAUCACACCUCAAAGCUGAGGGAUUUCUCUGAUCUCAUCCACGUGGAAACGUUUGGCUUCCGAGGCGAAGCCCUCAGCUCUUUGUGUGCUCUGAGUGACCUGAGUGUGAUUACCUGCCACGAGUCCAGUCAGGUGGGCACUAAGCUGGUGUUCAACCAGAAAGGCCAUCUUGUGCACAAGUCYCCUCAUCCCAGGCAGCAGGGCACCACAGUCGUCCUGCAGCAGCUCUUCUACACGCUGCCCGUCAGGCACAAGGAGUUCCAACGCAAUAUUAAAAAGGAGUAUUCCAAAAUGCUGCAUGUCCUGCAGGCGUACUGCAUCAUCUCUACAGGAGUACGAAUCACCUGCUCCAACCAGAACGGGAAGGGGAAGCGCAGCACCGUCCUCAGCACCAGCGGCAGCCAAAGUUUGAGAGACAAUAUCGGAGCCAUUUUUGGACCAAAACAGGUUCAGAGUCUUUUACCCUUUCAGCAAGUGUCUCCGACUGAAAAUAUAGUUGAAGAAUUUGGACUUCAAGAUGCAGAUCUGCCCAAACAGCGUUUUUUAAUCUCGGGGUUUGUGUCGAGGGGUGACCACGGGGUCGGGCGAAGUGCCACAGACAGGCAGUUCUUUUUCAUCAACAACCGGCCGUGUGACCCUGUAAAGGUCACCAAACUUGUGAACGAAGUUUAUCACACGUACAACAGGCACCAGUAUCCGUUUGUUGCCUUAAACAUAGCUGUCGCCUCAGAGUUUGUGGAUGUGAACGUAACUCCGGACAAACGACAGAUUUUCCUCCAAGAGGAGAAACACUUGUUGGCUGUUUUAAAGACUUCCCUCAUCACCAUGUAUGAAGCUGGAGUCAAUAAGAUCAGCCUGAACUUUACACUUCCAGCCAUUACAUCAUCUGCGUCUGAAGCAGUUGUUUUGUCGGAUGAGAACAAGGCAGARCCAGGAGAGAGCGUCCAAACACCCAAUCCAACCUCAAAGUCAUCCAUGAACCUGGCCGCCCUCAAAGCUGCUUUUUCAAACCCCACCGGCACCAGUUCUGGGAACAAGUCGAGUAAAGAAAAACCUGGUCCAACUCAAAAAACGCUGCAGUGUUUCUUCAAGGAUUCUGCAAAACYUGCUUGCAGCCCAAGCAAGAAGUCUCCUUUAAAACCCACAGGGAAGGAAGUAAAUUCCUCACCAACAGGAAGGUCUGUUCUGGAUGGAUUUAGGUACGAGGGAAGUGAGAAGGCGUCUAAAAAAGACGGAGCGGCGUCCGCUCAUGUCUUAACAGCAUGGGCACCAGACGUGCAGCAUUCUGACCCAGAGUUCAGCUCUGUUAAAGAGGAGUCAUUUGUUUCAGAAGCAUACACUAAUCAUCCUGUUCCUGAGGAUCCAGAACUACAGACUGAAGAUUUAUCUACUGAGGCGUCCACACUAAGUCCUGAAGCCAAAAGAGCCAGGACAGAGGAGCAGCGUUUCACUGCAGAACAAACAUCGGACUCUUCUCCAGCCCGCUGUGAUGCGUCUCCCUCUGCGGUGGACGCCCCCGUCAGCCUGCAGAGGAGGACGAGGCAGUUACAGUUCUCGCUGAAGGAGCUGUCAGCCAACAUGAGGAGGCUGCUGGAGCAGAAGAGACAAAGGUCCAGCGAGGAGCUGCAGUACAGACGCUUCAGGGCCAAGAUCAGCCCCGGAGAAAACCAGAGUGCCGAGGACGAGCUCAAGAAAGAGAUCAGCAAAGAAAUGUUUAAAGAAAUGGAGGUCAUCGGCCAGUUUAACCUGGGCUUCAUCAUCGCCAAACUGAACUGGGACAUCUUCAUCGUUGACCAGCAUGCCACAGAUGAGAAAUACAACUUUGAGAUGCUGCAGCAGCACACUGUACUCCAAGGACAGAAACUUAUAGUCCCACAGAAGCUUCACCUGACUGCAGUCAGUGAGAACACGCUGAUGGAAAACAUUGAGAUUUUCCAAAAGAAUGGAUUUGAGUUCCUAAUUGAGGAAGAAGCUCAGGUGAUGGAGAGAGUGAAGCUGGUCUCGUUGCCCACCAGUAAGAACUGGACCUUCGGCCCAGCUGACAUCGAAGAGCUGAUCUUCAUGCUGAGUGACAGCCCGGGCGUCAUGUGCCGCCCCUCCAGAGUCCGGCAGAUGUUCGCCUCCAGAGCCUGCCGCAAAUCAGUGAUGAUUGGCACGGCUCUGAGCGUCAGCGAGAUGAAGAAGCUUUUGGUUCACAUGGGGGAGAUCGAACAUCCGUGGAACUGUCCUCAUGGCCGGCCUACCAUGAGACACCUCGUCAGCCUGAACAUCCUCUCACAAAAKUGAUGCU